AUGACCGGUCCAUCCAGCAUAACAGAUGAAUAUGACAUUGUGGAUCAUAAUGAAACCGCGUUGAGCCAUGAGGAAUUGGCAGAGAUACGCAACUGGCUUAAGCCCACCGACUACUUGGCUGAAUCUGGUGAAUUCCGCCGUCAUCUCUCAUCCCAAGCUCCCGGAACCGGUCUUUGGAUUUGCGAGACUGACGAGUAUAAGAAAUGGUACGACUCUUCAGAGCAUGGCAGCCUUUGGAUAAAGGGAGUAGCCGGCGCAGGGAAAAGCGUCAUAGCGGCUUCGGUGAUUAAUCAUUUACGCACAUCUGAAGACUGUCCUGUUCUAUUCAUGUUUUUUCGAAAUAUCGUCGCAGCCAAUUUCUCACCGCGUGCUCUUAUUCAAGAUUGGCUUGCUCAGCUUCUGCCCUACUCUCCUAAGCUACAGUUUUAUCUCCAGUCACGCCUAAAGACAAGCUUGGUAGAGACUCCGGACAGCGAACUAUUUCAACUUUUUCUCGAUGGAGUAUCAUCUGUGUCGAAAUGUUUCUGUGUUGCUGAUGCUCUGGACGAGAUGGAUGAGAUGACUCCUGGAAACAGGGCGCUUCUCGAAAGGCUUAAUAACUUGGCUACCUAUCGUCCUCACUCCUUGAAACUACUCGUCACCAGUAGGCCUAAGCAGUAUUUGCAAAGUGCCUUGAGAGACUCGUCGAUCGUUCACAUUAGCCUUCAGCAGCGUCUUGUGGAUGCUGAUAUAACAGCGUAUCUACACCAUCGUUUUGACAAGCUUCCUAAAACCGAUAAUACGCCGGAAAUUAAACAGCAGGUCAUUGAUAUGGUAGCAAAAAUGUCUCAAGGCUUAUUCCUGGUUGCAAAGCUUACGAUGGACCAAGUGGAAGCUUAUUUUCUCGCAGAUGGCUCAGUAGAUAUGUCUACUCUGGAAAAAACUCUCCCUGUGGGAUUGGAACAGACAUAUACUAGCCUUCUAGCGAAGCAGCGCCAAGAGAACGGAAUAAGUAUUGACACCCAGGUGUUUGUUCUUGAGGCGGUCACGCAUUCCUCACGCCCUCUGCGACUGAACGAGUUGGCAAGCUUAAUAAAAUCCAUUUGUCCAGAUAUCGAAGCGCCCUCGGGCUUCAAGAUACUGGUCGCCACCUGCUGCGCGCCCCUGAUAGAAAUUCUUGAAGACGAAACGCUACAGGUAAUUCAUCAUUCAUUCACCGAAUUUUUGCGUGGCGAAAUGCGCAGCCUGCAAAAAGUUGACCCGGUAACUGCAUUCCCGGUAAUUGAAUCUGGAAAGGCGCACAAGCAUAUGGCUAUGAAUUGUCUUCGAUACCUCCGAUCUGGCUCCUUGCUUCUUGAUGGCCUGAAAGAGGAAGAAGACCCCUUUAGAUAUAGGGAGGCCCGCUUGCGCCAUCCAUUUCUGAGUUAUGCCGUGGAGAACUGGUCAUAUCAUGCCAGCCUUUACGGCGACGUAGAAGAUGAGGAGCUGUUUAGCGCCGUCUUGGGUUUUGUUAGGCCGAAUGACAUAGCUUUUAGAAGGUGGCUUAUACUUCAAUGGGGGUCGACGUCGAAUAACAAAGAAAAGGCGGAAGGUUUGCCGACGGGACUUCACAUCGCUGCUUUCUCGGGCCUAUAUUAUCUCGCUCUCAAGUUAAUAGAGGAAGGCCUACAAGUGUCCGCAGUAGAUGCUCAAGAACGCAUCCCGUUACAUUGGGCAGCUGCCAAUGGACAUACGAAGCUUGUAUCAUUGCUGAUCCAGCAUGGGAGCGACCCGAAUGCGAUAGACGGGCGUGGCUUAAAGCCGAUCCAUCUCGCCGUCAAAUACGCCUCGGUGGUGAAAGUACUACUCGAAGCUGGCGUGGAACCUGACACGAUCAAAACAAAGGAAAACCACGCAGGACGUCUACUAGGAGGAGAGAAGAUCACAAAGGGAGAGUGUGCAAUCCUCUACGCUAUCCAAGGCGGAUACACGGAGACCAUCAUAACGAUGAUCCCAUUUUGCAAGCCGGAAACGUUAGAGCGUCUCCUAUGCGAAUGCUGUCGAUUCGGUCGAACGGAGUCUGUCUUGGCGAUUCUAGAAACCACGGAUGUCUCAGCAAAUGCGACGUACCGCGGGGCGACUGCUCUAUAUUUCGCAUGCAGUGCAGCCAACGCGAAAUGCGUCCAAGCCCUCAUAAACCGGGGAGCAGAUGUAACUCAAGUAUCAAAAUGGGCCCCUCGACGUACUCGUAACGGUGGGGCUUGGGUUGGAAGCACCGCAGAUGCCCCGAUACACUGCCUAGUGACGUCGUGGCGCGACGAUAAUGACUCGUCGUGUCAGGCUAUCCUAAGAAUGUUGUUAGAAGCAGGUGCCGAUCUUGAGCAGGUCGACAGCGAGAAGAAUACCGCUCUACUCCUUGCUGCUGGUGCCCCAUUGAGAAGUAGUUGGACCACACCUCGCGUGCUUGCCCUGAAAGCCUUGCUGGAAGCAGGAGCUGACCUGAACAAGACCCAUAUUCACGGAGAUACUCCCAUGAAUUUAGUUUUGCGCCUGAAUCGUGAUAUUAAGGCCAUACGACUUCUUCUAGAUGGCGGGGGCGAUCCAAAUAAAAAAGGGCGUCAUGGUCAAACAGUCCUACACUGUGUGCUUGACCAACCAGGCAUGGUAAAAGGGACCGAGGACACAGAAUCUAUUGUUAAGCUUCUGCUCGAGAACGGCGCCGAUCCGAAUGUUAAGGAUGAUCAUGGAUCAACGCCCGUAUAUAAAGCGAUGUCUGCCGGGCUCGAGGUCUUCCAAAUACUACUCGCAAGAUGCAACGACGACGCUGUCAAGGAGCGAUGUUGGUUCGGGUUAUCCUCCCAGUCCGGUAUUGAGAAGUUCGCGAAAUACCUCGAGCUGUUACUCACGGAAGGCAUUGAUAUCGACUCCAGAAAUGCAAUAAAUGGCCAGACUCUCUAUCUCUCCUGCCUUUCCUCCGAGGACAAGCUACGAAUACUCCGAGACCACGGCGCGAAAACAGACGUAGUCGAUAAGUUUGGUAACAAUUCUAUCCAUAUUAUUUGCCACGCAACUGAGUGCCUACGUGAUAGAAUAGAGAAGCGUAUUGCUACCGACGGAGUAGAUCCACUCAGUACCAACUACGCAGGGGACACUCUCAUCCAUCACAUUGCUUUAUGGUUCAAUGGCGAACAGCAUGUAGCCGACUUUUUACGCUGGAUUAUUAGUCUCGGGAUCCCCGUAAAUGCCGUGAACAACAAGGGCUCUACAGCUUUGCACGUCUACCAACAGAAGCUCGCCUACGGCAGUACCAUCCGCAGCAAGGACCGCGCCCAUUUUGUCGAAGUCAUCAACUAUCAGGGCCAAGUCGAUUUCGAAAUAAGAGACAACUAUGGCUUGACCGCCCUACAUAUAGCGUCUAUGAGGUCUGAGAAAAACCUGAGCUUGCUAAUCGAUUCCGGCGCCGACUUGAGCUUUUUGACGCACGAUGGGCAAAAUGCCCUUCAUAUCUCCUGUCGGGCCCGGAAGCCCGGAAUCGUCUGUCAGAUACUUCGGUUAGGAAUCAUCGACUUGAAUCAGAAAGACGUAUUCGGUAGGACGCCGCUUCAUUACGCAUGUAGCUCAGGAGAACCGGAGUCCGUGGCUUUUCUACUGAGGUACGGCGCCGAUAUACAGGUAGUAGACUCAAACGGGUGUACUCCUCUCCACGCCUGUGCCCAAUCUACAUUAGAGCAAAAAGUCUGGGACGCAUAUGAGCAGCGGUACGAAUGGCUAUGCAGCCCAGUCAGACGUCCCUUUCAGCCGUAUAUUUCCGGGCCCCAAACCCGGCGUCGGUAUCAGGAUAAUUAUGGCUCUGGGGCUAUUGGGACGAUCGUGAAAAUGCUUCUGGAUGCCAACUCUGAUGUUGCCGCGGUUGAUAAAUCUAAACUGACAGCGUUAGAUGCAGCCCUUGCAGCUGGUUGCGCCGAGUUUGUCGAGGUAUUUGCCAAGAAUGAGGCACUUUUCGAAAAAGCAACGAAAGGUUUAAAUAACAACAAGGACACUGCGGAGCGAUCAGAAAAGAUUCGACAAAAGAUGAGAGCCCACAUGGAGUUAAUACGACCAAGACCGAUUAAUCUAAAUGAGGAUAAAGAAGCCCUCGACGAAAUUAUUACGUCCCCUUCCACAAGCUUAGACCUUGUUACGAGCGAGGAUGCUGCACAGUUAAUUAAUAUCGGCUUUGAAACCAACCCGCUUGACUCCUCUUACUACCAGCUUCUGAAGGAACUCAUGAAACUUGGCUAUACGCAAGUUGCCGAACAGCUAUCUCGAGUAAUAUUGCAUUACAGUUCUUAUACGUCCCUUCGAGAGAAGAUCGAGAGAGAUCAAAAAGAUAAGGAACUCUACAUUGAUUCUGAAGCCAGAACUGCCCUACAAUUAGCAUGUCAGCAGUCUGAAUCGAAUAUGCUGAUGCUACAAUUCCUGAUCGAAAAGCUAUAUGUUGAUGUCAAUGCGCAAGGUGCACGCAUUAGUCCCGAGAGGUUUCAGGGCCUUGAUGAAGAGAUAAUUCCCACCGGGACCGCGCUUCAUUUACUUGCAUCGGCAGAUCAUAAUUGGCAGUUGGAGGGUAUGAAAUAUCUUCUUUCUCAUGGAGCUGAUGUAGACGCUCUAGACGAGGAAGGAAGAUCUGCUUUGCACGUCGCCGCCCGCGGUAAAAAGUACCAAGAUGACGACGUCCAAGGUUUUUGGAGGCUUGAUAUGGUACGAAUUCUUUUGGAUAACGGGGCCAGUCUAAAUAUCGUCGAUAAGAUGGGACUUUCGCCUCUCCACAAGGCCUCUGCCGCUCCAGACAUCAUGAAAGAGUUGCUUCGCAGAGGUGCAGAUCCGGCCAUCGGGGAUCGUAAUCCUGUAUUCCUAGCUAUAUACGACCAGAAUCUCUCAGCGCUAGAGACGCUUCUAGACCAUGGACUCAGCGUGGAUUUGCUCGACGAAAAGUACCCCAGCCGGAGGGUGAAUUACAAGCUCACAGAGCCUCGAAAGGUAUACGCGCUGCUGUGUGCGGCUUUUGCUGAGAAGUUGAACACGAGCGUCCGAAACUCGACACCCCUACUCAAAGCUCUCGUACGGCGAGGUGCUGAUUUAUAUUUGCCGCUGAACGAGAACGAAACUAUGGUUCAUUUUCUCUUUGAGUUUCCAGAGUACGAAGUCCCGAAUACACUUCUACGGGAGCCGUGCGUGUCCCGAAUCGACUUCAACCGCCGUGAUCAGCGUGGCCGGACGGUCUUGAUAGCCUCGUGCGACUGGCGUGAAAUUCUGCCUGGAUAUUCGUAUCGCCACUGGGAACCAAAACUACCAGGACCCCCGCUGCAGAUCCUGGAUCGUGGGGCUGAUGCGACACUGGUGGAUAACGAAGGAAAGACAGCGCUGCAUCAUCUCUUAGAGAAUCCAGGAAUUCCUGAUGACGUUCUUAUUCAAUUCAUCAAUCGUGAAGAAGUUGCUCCUACCCUAUUUCUGAAAGACAAUCGUGGGUUUUCGCCAUUUCACUACGCUUUGCGUAUCCUACGACCUAAGAUUUGCGACCUGUUGCUCUCUAAAGGCGCCAGUACAGACCCUGACCCAGACGGCCUCACGGUACUUCAUAAUAUAGCUUCUCAGUGUCUAGAAACGCGUCGCAAGCCGCUCGGCUCCGGACAUAUAGACACAAAGCUACCUAAGGACUAUUUUGACCAAUGCUUAGCUCUCUGGCAAAGAUUCAUAGCGUCAAUCAACGUAGCAGACAAUGAUGGUAACACUCCCCUUUUUGCAUAUCUAUUAUCUGGAGAUAGAGACCUUCGCAGCGAGAAUUCUGGAGAAUGCCAUCUGCCUCACUACGACAAGCUUUUCUCACCUGAUAGCCUUGUUGAUAUCUUCGCGGUAAACAAAGAGGCCGAGACGGCGUUGCAUGUGAUCGCUAGGAGAAAAAAGACAUACUAUACGGGAGAGGGACAUGAUAAGGCAAUGUUUGAGGCUUUCAUGGCUAAAGGGCUAGAUCCGUUGAAGGAGGAUGCUAAGGGGAGGAGCGCAUUAGAUGUUGCCAGCGUCUUUGAGAAAGAUGAUAUUAUCGCGAUCUUCGGAAGGAAGUAG
Messenger RNA from Daldinia childiae, 6057 nucleotides. Its product is annotated as Ankyrin-2. Lineage: Eukaryota; Fungi; Ascomycota; Sordariomycetes; Xylariales; Hypoxylaceae. The record is from RefSeq and is a predicted model, not a curated record. Bases 1 to 6057 code for a protein of 2018 amino acids. The transcript has 2 exons. Gene Ontology annotation, molecular function: protein binding; aspartic-type endopeptidase activity. Gene Ontology annotation, biological process: proteolysis.